Molecule: messenger RNA, 818 nt
Organism: Alligator mississippiensis (American alligator)
Lineage: Eukaryota; Metazoa; Chordata; Crocodylia; Alligatoridae
Gene: TMEM147
Product: transmembrane protein 147
Exons: 7
Coding region: 83-760 (225 amino acids)
Source: RefSeq, a predicted model, not a curated record
GCCGGCAGGGGGAGCGGCUCGUGCGCGCGGUCCCGGACGCCGGGUGCCGCGGGUUUCGCCCGUGCGGGCCCGCCGCGCAGCCAUGACCUUGUUCCACUUCGGCAACUGCUUCGCGCUGGCCUAUUUCCCCUAUUUCAUCACCUACAAAUGCAGCGGCCUGUCGGAGUACAACGCCUUCUGGAGGUGCGUCCAGGCCGGGGCCACCUACCUCUUCGUGCAGCUCUGCAAGAUGCUCUUCUUGGCCACCUUCUUUCCCACCUGGGAAGGCGGCGCCGGGGCCUACGACUUCGUGGGGGAGUUCAUGAAGGCGACGGUGGACCUGGCCGACCUGGUGGGGCUGCACCUGGUGAUGGGCCGCACGGCCGGGAAGGGCGAGUACAAGAUCCUGGUGGCCGCCAUGGGCUGGGCCACGGCCGAGCUCGUCAUGUCCAGGUGCAUCCCGCUCUGGGUGGGCGCCCGCGGCAUCGAGUUUGACUGGAAGUACGUCCAGAUGAGCAUCGACUCCAACAUCAGCCUGGUGCACUACGUGGCAGUGGCGGCGCUGGUCUGGAUGUUCUCACGCUACGACCUCCCAGCGCGGCUGCGCCUGCCCCUGGCUGCACUGCUGGGCCUCAGCCUCUACAAGGCCUUCCUGCUGGAGGUGGCGGUGCACGUGCUGGCGCUAGGCCCGUGGGCGGCACUGGGGGCCAAGGCAGGGCUCAGCUCCCUGCUUGGCCUCGGUGCCCUUGGCCUCUUCGUUGCCCUUGGCCACGGGCCCUGAACCCCGACCUCUGACUCCAGACGGAUGCAUGGAUGCACCAAUAAACCCCUUGCCCGUG